UGUGUCGCCCCGCUGUGUGCUGCUGCUGCUGCUGCUGUUCGGGGAAUGCUCGGCGGACGCGGAGGCGAGGUGUGAACACGAUGAGCAGCCUGCAGGACAAAUGGGUCACACUGACCCCAGCUGAAUUCGCCCUGCUGCAGGAGUACACUCAGUACUCCACCAAGAAGCUGAAGGAUGUGCUGCAGGAGUUCCAUGGAGACGGUGUGUUGGCUAAAUACAAUCCAGAGGAGAAGCAGGAAAUCCUCUGCCAGGAGAUUGACUACGAGGGCUUCAAGGUGUUCAUGCAGACGUUCCUGGAGAGCGAGCUCCCCGAGGAGUUCUGUCAGCACCUCUUCAUGUCCUUUAGUAACAAGGGACCAGAACCCAGUCCAUCAUCUUCUGACAAGCCAAGGGUGUCUGGGCUGAAGCUGAUCAAAAGCAACUCUACCCCUCUGAAGACCCCCGCGCUGCCCAGACCUCUGGAUAUGGUGCAGCUGAAGGACAUCGUGUGUUACCUCUCGCUGCUGGAGGGCGGGCGGCCUGAGGACAAGCUGGAGU
Labrus bergylta (ballan wrasse) is the source of this 537-nucleotide messenger RNA. Lineage: Eukaryota; Metazoa; Chordata; Actinopteri; Labriformes; Labridae. The record is from RefSeq and is a predicted model, not a curated record.